Marmota flaviventris (yellow-bellied marmot) is the source of this 1848-nucleotide messenger RNA. It is a transcript of the gene Noxred1, whose product is annotated as NADP dependent oxidoreductase domain containing 1. The record is from RefSeq and is a predicted model, not a curated record. Lineage: Eukaryota; Metazoa; Chordata; Mammalia; Rodentia; Sciuridae. Gene Ontology annotation, biological process: L-proline biosynthetic process. Gene Ontology annotation, molecular function: pyrroline-5-carboxylate reductase activity.
GUACUGAGGAGCAGAGUCCAUCUCAGUUGGGUUGGUGAGAGUUGUAUAUAGAUGAAUUAAACAUCUACAAGUUUAUUUUCUAAAAUCUAGAUGUCUCUGCCCUAGAUAAGGGACCAGUGAUAUUUAGUUUGGGUUCUUUUCUACCCUAUGGGGAACACAGAAAGUUUAGUUAAAGGGAGGAUUUCCUUGAAAUAAGGUCCUAUGUGUCCUGUCCUAUUUCUGAAACCUAGGGAAUGGAAGGGAGAAGAUCCUGCCCAUGAACACCUCUGAAAUCCAUUGCUAAUAUAUAUUCACUUGCUGAAAACAAAUGCCUGUAGCCUAUGUGAAGCAAUAUUACUUUGGGUUUCUGUUCAAAUUUUUCAUGAAUGUAGGAUACAUGGGCGGCCAGUGAUAAAGAAUCCUCAGGGGGAUCCAUACUUAACAAUAUGAACUCCAGGUUCAGUAUUGGAGAGAGAGGUGCUGUAGCCUAUCAUGAGAACUUUACCCUAGGUACACAUACCAUAAGACAAGCUCUCCUGCAUAGACCUGUUUUUCCAUGGUAGGAAGCCAUCUUGAUUGGUAUCUGUCACUGCAGGAGAUGGUGGCUUGAAAAUGGACAUGCUAGAGAACCUUGAAUCCCUACAGUUUGAUAGUGAGAUUCCAGAGGAAGAUCGUUUCUGGCUGUAUUUGCAGGGUCGUUCUCGGGGACUGAUGAUUGAGGCCUGUGCCCAUGCAACUUUCUUCUGCAAAGUAUUCUAUAAUUUGAGAGAAUUAUUACAAAAGAAUCAAAAUUCCAGCUCUCUCUCAACUAAAUCAGGUGACGUGGACAUAGAUGACAACAGGAACCUAAAGGUUGGCAUCAUUGGAGGUGGCCGUCUCGGGAAGCAACUGGCUCGUACACUGCUACAACUUGUCCCCAUCCCUGCUGCAAGUCUGCGGAUCUCCACUCGGAGGCCAGAGGUCCUGGCUGAGUUCCAGAAGCUGGGGGUCCAGUGCUUUUACCAUAAUUCUGGUCUGGUGGGUUGGGCCAACGUGAUAUUCCUCUGCUGCUUGCCAUCUCAGCUGCCUCAUAUCUGCAUACAAAUUCAAACCAGUCUUGAAAAGGCCUGCAUUGUGUUCAGCUUUGUAGCAGCCAUCCCAAUACCCAGGUUGAAACUAUUAUUGAACCACACCAACAUCUUGCGACCUCAGUAUCAUUGUGUUGAGGAUUUUGAGAAGAUCUGGGGAGCCAAUAAGGAAAUCACAGCUGCUCUCCAAGAUCCUGUGAUUCUUCGGGCUACCUGCCCCUACAGUCCUGAUGGGGGAAUAAUCCUCAAUAUCAAAUGGCUGGAGGGAUUAAUCUAUGCAGCCCUAAACAUGUGCACAGAAAGCAAUGUGGAUUGCCGACAAGCACUGCAGCUUUUGAAUCAACUAUUUCUUUCUGUUCACUUCAAAGACUGUAUGAAACAUGAAGAAUCCUGCCCAGAAUUUCAGCUACCACAUGUCAUCAGCAAAUCCUAUGUCAAGAACUUGCUUCAUAGAAGGCCUUUUCCUUGGUUUGAUCUGACUGCUGUGCAACUCAGGGAAACUCCCUUUAGCCAGUAUCACUCCACCAAUACUGUUCUUCAAGACCACCUGACCUACCUGUACUAUGAUUCAUUUGGCAUUGCUCCAAAGAAAGAAGAAGAGCCUGUGGAUCUCUUGGACUCUCCAUCCCAAUAAGUGACCUCAGGAAUCAGGAUUUUUUUUUUUCCUUCACAGAUUCCUCUACAAUGUUUAGGCCCUAAUUAUCACAAUUGCUAGGGAAGUUAUGUGACUGCAAUCCCUGUUUGAAAAUUGUACUAGUGGCUCUUUCAAAUGUAAAAUAAAACAAGAGAUCCUAUAUAUCAA